AGGAGCUUCGCGUUCUUUUGUUCUCCGUUGGUGGAUAAUAACGUCUUGACUGCUGAAGUUGAAAGAAAAGAAACAAUCUUGCGGCAGAUGGAGACCGAGAGAGCAGAACCCGCUGACGACUCGGAUGCACCUCUCCACCCUGCCCACCAGAUGUGUUCCGAGUCUGACACUGAUGACAGUGAGGACUGGAGAGAGACCAAUAACACUCGGUCAGAUUCCAUCUCUGUUGAGAAUCCUAACGUUGAUGUCAAAGAGGAGACAGAUGAUGCUGAUCACAAAUCACUGAUCGACUCGACAUGUGGGAAGAAAUGCAUCUCGAAAGAUAAAUGGACAGACAGCAAGAAAUCCUGUGGUGCACCUCCGACUUGUUUUCAUUGUGGGACCCAUUUUGAAACCAGAAGGAAACUGUUGACCCACAUGAGAAUUCACACUGGUGAAAAACCUUUCAUCUGCUUUCAGUGUGGAAAACGUUUUUCAAUAAGAGGUCACUUAAAUAGACACAUGAGCAUUCACACUGGAGAAAAACAUUUCAUUUGCUCUUUGUGUGGAAAACGUUUUUCACAAAGCAGCAGCCUCAAGAAACACAUGACAAUUCACACUGGUGAAAAACCUUUCAUCUGCUUUGAGUGUGGAAAAGGUUUUUCAGUAAGCGGUAACUUGAAGAGACACAUGAGCGUUCAUGCUGGAGAAAAGCCUUUCAUCUGCUCCCAGUGUGGAAAAGGUUUUUCACAAAACAGCGGCCUAACGAAACACAUGACAAUUCACUCUGGUGAAAAACCUUUCGUCUGCUCCCAGUGUGGUAGAUGUUAUUCAGAGAGCAACAGGCUGAAGAUUCACAUGAGAGUGCACACCGGUGAAAAACCUUUCAUCUGCUCCCAGUGUGGUAAAUGUUAUUCAGUGAGCAGCAGACUGAAGAUUCACAUGAGAGUUCACACUGGUGAAAAACCUUUCAUCUGCACCCAGUGUGGAAGAUGUUUUUCAGAGACCAACGGACUAAAGUAUCACAUGAGAGUUCACACUGGUGAAAAACCUUUCAUCUGCUCUCUGUGUGGUAAAUGUUAUUCAGUGAGCAGCAGACUGAAGAUUCACAUGAGAGUUCACACUGGUGAAAGACCUUUCAUCUGUUCCCAGUGCGGUAAAUGUUAUUUAGACAGCGGCAGUCUAAAGGCUCACAUGAGAGUGCACACUGGUGAAAAACCUUUCAUCUGCCCCCAUUGUGGUAAAUGUUAUUCAGUGAGCAGCAGACUGAAGAUUCACAUGAGAGUUCACACUGGUGAAAAACCUUUCAUCUGCUUGCAGUGUGGAAAAUGCUUUUCAGAGACUAACGUACUGAAGUAUCACAUGAGAGUGCACACUGGUGAAAAACCUUACGUCUGCUCCAGAUGUGGUAAAUGUUUUUCUCAGAAUUCUAACCUGUCAAAGCAUAUGAAGACUCACAAUGGUGAAAAAGUUUUCAUCCGCUCCCAGUCUGGUAAAUGUUUUACAGGCAGCCACAACCUUGACAAACACAAGAAACUUCACACUAGUAAAACACCUUUCGUCUGCUCCUAGUGCGUAGUAAAAUGUUUUUCAGAUGAACGUUACUUGAAGGGCCAUAUGAAGAUAAACUGGAGAAAACUUUUUAUUUUGUGUACUAAAAAUUCAGUACAAUUUGGUUGUUCAAGGCACGCUGACUGCCCUCGAUGUAGUUUGAUAUUACUUUGGAGCAACUAAAUGAUAAACUCAAGAACUGAAGGGUGGUCCUUAAAUAUGACCUGAUGGUGCACAUAUUUAAGACUUUCUACAAAUUAGGUUUGUUGGACACAUGUCAACUAAUGUCCAGUCAGCCAUUGUAUUUGUGAAGUGAUGUCAUAUCAGUGAAAAACAGGCAAUUGUAGGAUUAUUGAGUCUGUGCUCUCAUUAUCUUUGCAAAAAAUAAUUCAAAAUAUUCUAAUUAUUUGUUGUCAGAAAAAAUACACAACAGAGAGCUACAUGACAUGACAUGCUUAUUCUUCCAUCUGCUUGUGGCCGUGGCCACAGCCACCCUGUGGGAGGAAAAUGGAGAAAACCCACGUGCACACAUGGAUAACAUGCAGACUCUAUGCAGAAAGGCCACCAUUUGAACCCUCAACCUUCUUGCUACAAGGAGAGAGCGCUGACAAUUAGGCAUCCACAAAGGUGGUUUGGCCUUCCUCAUCUUCAUCCUGCUCUAGACAAAGGACACAUGUUGGCACGACCUGCUCGCACCUUGCAGGAUGUGAGGUUUUGGGAAGCCCCGGGUCGACUCCAGAAAGGGGUCAGAUUCGGGUGCGUGCAUCAGAAUGUCCAUGUGUUCGCCGACACUUCCCUGACCUGGCUUCAUGGUCGAAAGGGAAGCAUGUCCUAGUGAGGUUGGACAACACCAUGGUGUUGUCUCUGACCAGACAGGCAAGUUAGGUCGCCUCAGUUGUAUCAAGUGGCAGCCUUGAUUCUCUUUUGGGGGUGCUCUCCAGGACACAUGGGAGUUUUCCCCAGCCAUAAUAACACAGAUGUGGUUCCUCUGUGGCAUGAUGUUGGUGGACCUGUUUUUCUCGCGUCCCGUUCUCGGUCGUCGUCUUCUGGCUUGGAUGCUGUUGAGCCUGGCCACCUUGAUGCACAUGUACGGCACUCUAGGUCACAGGAUUUUUCACCCUCCUUGUAUCCGGUGUCAGCUUUGAUCGUUGGUCAUGUUGGUUUUGGUCAAUCCUCUGCAAGCAGUCACCCAUUGGUUAACCGUUUUCUGCAGGGAGCUCACAGGAUUUGGUCUCUUGUGUGUCACAUUGUUCCUCAAUGGGACCUCCAGAGUGUCUCCGGGGCGAGCUGGUGGUAGUGGGGAGGAGUCAGUCAGGUUGUUUCCCUGCACUCGCAUUCUUUUUUCAAAAUAAUCCCAAGAUGAAAGACACUUCUCUUGUCAAGGUCUUUAAUGUCCUCAAAAAAUCCCCAACAAUUAGGGCACUGCAGUUGGAUGGAGUAUCGAUCAAGAUACAGGAAGGUGAUGAAGAGACGUACGUUCAGUUAGAAAGACCUGAGCUCAGUCUCCAUUAUUAGUGACACACAACUAUGGCAGUAAUGGUGACACAAUGGGGGAAAAAAUCACCAUCUGAAAUCUAGUUAUUAAAUAUGAGAGGUCUCUAUGUGAUAACAGUCACUAAAGCCUUCAAUCAUCCAACAAUAUAAUUUCCACAGGCUUGAGGCUCCAUCGAUAGGCAUCAGAAAUAAUGAUGUACACACGGUGCAAUGUCGACACCCUGCGGGACAGAUGCACUACUACACAACUACACCCUUCUCACACUCGGUGACAGACAUUGCAGAUAUACGUAAACAACAAACAAAAUCAUAAUCUGAAUCCAUUGUCGGUACUGCUCAAUAGGAAUAAAGAAACCCAGCAAGUUAACUUGGGCAUUGUUUACUUCAUGACGUCACGCCGAUGACUGACAGGUGUCAGUGCAGUCCAGCAUUGAUGUGGAAACUCAGUGAGUGCAGAGAGAAUU
Molecule: messenger RNA, 3488 nt
Organism: Synchiropus splendidus (mandarinfish)
Lineage: Eukaryota; Metazoa; Chordata; Actinopteri; Syngnathiformes; Callionymidae
Product: gastrula zinc finger protein XlCGF57.1-like
Exons: 2
Coding region: 88-1551 (487 amino acids)
Biological process (GO): regulation of transcription by RNA polymerase II
Molecular function (GO): RNA polymerase II cis-regulatory region sequence-specific DNA binding; DNA-binding transcription factor activity, RNA polymerase II-specific
Source: RefSeq, a predicted model, not a curated record